Molecule: messenger RNA, 1043 nt
Organism: Xyrauchen texanus (razorback sucker)
Lineage: Eukaryota; Metazoa; Chordata; Actinopteri; Cypriniformes; Catostomidae
Exons: 2
Molecular function (GO): oxidoreductase activity
Source: RefSeq, a predicted model, not a curated record
GUAGGAAGUUGUGUAUGAAUUAACUAACAGAUGCCGCGGCGCGCUCCAAGUAUUUGCAUGCUGCGCAUUGUCUCACUCUCAGUCAGCUUCUUUGCUUGCGGCUGAAGUGUGUUUAAUACUUUAAAAACGAUGCCUUGCCCGUUAACGUCAGUAAGGCUGACGUCAGGAGCACAGAUGCCACUCUUGGGUCUGGGCACAUACAAGUUACAGGACCAACUGAACCAGUCUGUCAAUACAGCCCUUAAAGCUGGAUACCGUGCAUUUGACACUGGAGCAGUCUAUGGAAAUGAGGCUCAUCUAGGGGUAGUCCUUAGAGAGCUGUUACCCAAGUACGGACUUAGCCGUAAAGAUGUGUUUAUCAUCAGCAAGCUUGCCCCUUCAGACCAUGGGCCCAGAGCAAAAGAGGGUUGCCUGAGCAGUCUCUAGCAGCUAGGCUGUGAAUAUAUUGACCUCUAUCUGGUGCACUGGCCGGGGGUAGAGGGUCUUGAUCCAGGGGAUUCUCGUCAUUCAGAGUAUCGGGCACAGAGUUGGACAGCCCUAGAGGAAUUCUAUGCCAGCAGGAAAUUCAAGGCCAUAGGAGUCUCCAACUUCACUGCAGAGCACAUUAGGGAGCUGCUCAUGACAUGCCAUGUGCCCCCAGCAGUCCUUCAAAUGGAGUGUCACCCAAAGCUGAUUCAGAGGGAACUGAGGGAUGUGUGUAUGGAGACAGGCAUUCACUUCCAGGCCUACUCCUCUCUGGGAAAAGGAGCUCUCUUGAGGGAGCCAGAGGUAAUGGCUAUAGCAAGGAGCUGUGGUCGGACCCCUGCCCAGGUUCUGCUAAGGUGGGCUGUGCAGCAAGGCAUCUCAGUUCUGCCUCGUUCCUCGCAGCCAUGCAGAAUAAAUGAGAAUGGUCAGGUGUUUGACUUUGAGCUGAGUGAAAGCAAUAUCAUGAGAUUGGAUGCCCUGAAUUGUGGAACAAGGUUUUGUAAUAUAGCUUAAGAUGACACGACAUGCUAUAGGGCCAAAUCUAUGAUGUAUGUCAAAUGAAAAAAUGCAACAUUUGA